Molecule: messenger RNA, 291 nt
Organism: Protopolystoma xenopodis
Lineage: Eukaryota; Metazoa; Platyhelminthes; Monogenea; Polystomatidea; Polystomatidae
Source: the annotation of a GenBank genome assembly
AUGAUUGAGUCCGCUUUCCUACUGGCCAAUGCGAGGGUAGUGAACUAUCCGAUCGUGUACGUAAACGACACCUUUACUCGACUGACCGGCUUCUCCAGAAGUGAGGUGAUGCAGCAGAGUGCGCUGUGUCCCUUCCUUCACGGCGAUCGCACUUCUCAGGACGCCGUGUCCCGCCUGCGAACAGCUCUUGAAGAUACGAAGUUGGAGCAGGUUGAAUUGACUUUGUACAGAAAGUCGAAAGCUUACGUCAGCUUUCCAUUGAUCAACUGUCGUUUGUUCUGGUUUACUUAA